GGGCGAGCAGUCCCCACCCCUCACUCUCACUCCUCGCCUCUGUUUCCGUCUUCCUUUUCCCCUUUUCUCUUUUCGCUCUUCUUUCUUCUUCCCCAACCGAUUGAAUCAGAAAUCGAGAGAUUCUGCCGAUCUCGGGCCUCUCAUGGAGUGGGUUCGAGGAGACGCGAUUGGCCAAGGAAACUUUGGGUCCGUCAAUUUGGCGAUUCCCAUAAACGGCGGCGGCCUGGCUGCUCCGUUCAUGGCCGUCAAAUCUUGUGCACUUUCCCACUCUGCUUCCCUCAGGAACGAGAAAGAGGUGAUGAGGCAGCUAGGAGACUGCCCGCAGAUCAUUCGCUGUUUCGGCGAUUCUUUGAGUUCCGAGAACGGCGUGAGUCUGUACAAUGUUUUGAUGGAGUACGCGGACGGAGGCAGCCUCGCUGAUUGCCUGAAGAAGUGCGGCGGCGGGUUCCCGGAAUCGGAUGUGCGGGGAUACGCGAGGUCGAUUCUCAAGGGGCUCCUUCAUAUUCACAGGAGAGGCUUUGUUCACUGCGAUAUUAAGCUUCAGAACAUCCUCCUCUGUUCUGCCCCAGAUGGCGGAAAGGACGCAUUGAAGAUUGCGGAUUUUGGGUUAGCCAGAAAAUCGGGGGUGAAGGAGAGGGGUGCUGGAGAUGGGGGGUUGGAGAUCAGAGGAACGCCGAUGUACAUGUCGCCAGAAUCGGUUGUAUGGGGCGAGUACGAUGCGCCGUCGGAUAUUUGGGCUCUCGGGUGUGCUGUAGUUGAGUUGGUGACCGGAAAACCGGCGUGGGAUUGCGGCCGUGGCGGUGAAAUAUUUCAACUGUUCCUCAGAAUUGGGGUCGGCGGAGAGACGCCGGAAAUUCCAGCGGAAUUGUCGGAAGAAGGAAAAGAUUUCCUGAGGGAAUGCUUUGUGAGGGAUUCAAAGAAAAGAUGGACGGCGGAGACGCUCUUGAAUCAUCCCUUUGUCCGCGAUGAUGAAGACACUGUUCCAUUGGACAAGUCCGACGGGCCUUCUACUUCUCCGAGAUGCCAUUUUGAUAUUCCGGAAUGGGUCUCCGUGGCUUCUUCUGUCUGUUCUUCUCUUUCGGUCACGCCGUCGCUGGGAACGAUCACGCGGCUCGAGACGCAGGUGAAAAAUUCGCCUUUUGAUGCAUGGGACGUGCGCUCUCGGUAUUCGCCGGCCGACCGUGUUCAACAGCUGGUGACCGGCGGGAAGCCCGAUUGGUCCGUCUCGGAGAGUUGGGUCACCGUCAGGCCAUCGGAGGAAGAAAAUCAAUAGCUAGAUUGGAAAAGAUAUUUUUUUUUUUUCCUUUUUCCUUUUUACGGUAAUCACAUCAGACGGCUCUGAUUUUUAGUUCUGAUUAUUAGAAAUGGUCUGAUUCUUUGAAUGUAAAUUCAGUAGAUGAAACAGGGGAUGCCUUGAUCAAUUUUGUGUGCCAGUCUAUUCAACGGCUCAUGAUUGGAGCCUCAAGUAGUGAGUGUACGUACAGCCCGGUUCGUGCCGGUGAAACUCUAAUUGAAUUUCGUUUUACUUUCUCGGGAA
This is a messenger RNA of Malania oleifera, 1537 nucleotides long. Its product is annotated as mitogen-activated protein kinase kinase kinase 20. Bases 143 to 1273 code for a protein of 376 amino acids. The record is from RefSeq and is a predicted model, not a curated record. The transcript has a single exon. Gene Ontology annotation, molecular function: protein kinase activity; ATP binding. NCBI's taxonomy places the organism in Eukaryota, Viridiplantae, Streptophyta, Magnoliopsida, Santalales, Ximeniaceae. Gene Ontology annotation, biological process: protein phosphorylation.